This is a messenger RNA of Betta splendens (Siamese fighting fish), 3182 nucleotides long. It is a transcript of the gene mybl2b, whose product is annotated as v-myb avian myeloblastosis viral oncogene homolog-like 2b. Gene Ontology annotation, cellular component: nucleus. The transcript is spliced from 15 exons. Gene Ontology annotation, biological process: regulation of DNA-templated transcription. Gene Ontology annotation, molecular function: DNA-binding transcription factor activity, RNA polymerase II-specific; RNA polymerase II cis-regulatory region sequence-specific DNA binding. The coding region runs from base 260 to 2410 and encodes 716 amino acids. The record is from RefSeq and is a predicted model, not a curated record. NCBI's taxonomy places the organism in Eukaryota, Metazoa, Chordata, Actinopteri, Anabantiformes, Osphronemidae.
AGAUAUAGUUAUACUUUUUUGAAUAUUUAAUUAAUUAACAAAAGAGGAAGUUGUUUAUACAUUACACCACACAUAGUUUGCCAUUAUGUUGUAAAAGUAAAGAUUACCGUAAUUGUAUUGCAUUAAUAUAAUAUAUGAAAGCAAAACCAUGUCUGAUGAGUUUGUAUAACUAGAGUAGUACUAAUGUUUCAUUCACUUUUAUUUUGAAGAGGCUCUCGGAAGUUACGUGUUCAGGUUCUCGGCCCUACGCGCACAUGCAAUGCGCAACACGUCACUAUCCGGUUUGUACCAUAAAGAAGGGCGCGAGAUAGAAAUUUUGGAGCGCGGACAACUUGGGCGCUUAGCGCCAGUUGUUUACAUGAAAUAUACCAGCACGGAACGGUCAUCGCAAUCCAGACCUUUUCAUAAACACAAAAAAUACAUUCACAUUUCACUGAAUGUACAUGCACAUGAAGUGCAACUGCAGUCUAGGAAAUUACCGUCUGACUGUAAACAAAAAGAGAGGGAAAUGUCUUGGUGGCCGCGCGGUGAGGAUGGAGAAGAGGCCAUGCAUCAUGACACUGAUUCUGAUGUGGGAGAGCACAGAGAUGGUGGGAAAGUCAAAGUGAAAUGGACACAGGAUGAGGAUGACAAGCUUAAGGGUCUGGUUCAGAAAUUGGGGCCAAAUGAUUGGAAAUAUAUUGCUAGCUUCAUCCAAAGUCACACGGAACACCAGUGUCAGCAUCGUUGGUUUAAGGUUUUGGAUCCAGAACUGGUUAAGGGUCCUUGGACCAAAGAGGAAGAUGAGAAGGUUAUAGAGCUUGUAAAUCUCUAUGGCAACAAGCAGUGGGCAAUGGUAGCCAAACAUUUGAAGGGAAGACUGGGCAAACAGUGUAGGGAGCGCUGGCAUAACCACCUAAAUCCCAGUGUAAAGAAGUCAUCAUGGACAGCUGAGGAGGACCUUAUAAUCUACAAAGCUCACUGCCUGCUUGGAAAUCGCUGGGCUGAGAUUGCCAAGCUGCUCCCUGGAAGGACAGAUAAUGCAGUAAAGAAUCACUGGAAUUCAACCAUUAAACGCAAGUUAGAGAUAGGCUUCUAUGCAGAGGAGGUCUUCAGACCGAAUGAACUUGAAGAGCUGUUGGCCUGUGUUAACAAAGAUGCACAAGUGACCAAUUACUCAUGGGAUGCUUCAGAUAAGAAUUCGGGGGAGAAAGCACACCCUUCAGAAACACCAACUUACGCCUUUAUUCAAGCUGCUCCCAGUGAAGUAGGCCCAUCAAAAGUGGUUUGUUCUUUAAAGGACAGUUCAAGCCCAAAGACUGAAACAGACUCAUCUGGAGAUGCAAGCGGUACCAGCUGGGUGGUGGACAGCUCUGGCUUUCUCUCGCCUACUGGCCCAGCAUUAAAGGAAGUGCUUGACAUGGUGGAUGGUGACCUCGAUGGCUGGUGCAAUCUUGCUGCAUUUGAUCUGCCUGAGGACAGUCCAACCCCAGAGCACCACCAGUUUCGUUUGGAGGGGAGCUCUUUACAGGAGUUGAGCAAGUCCAGCAAGGGGGAACUCAUCCCUAUUUCUCCUGGAGGGCUUACGCCACCCACUAUACUGAACCGCCACAACAGAAGACGCAUUGCGUUGUCGCCUGAUACGAAUAAAUCCAUGACCCCGAAGGGUACUCCUGUUAAGAUUCUGCCCUUUUCUCCAUCUCAAUUUCUCAACAUGUGGACCAAGCAGGACACUCAUGGUCUGGAGAAUCCAUCCCUCACAUCUACGCCAGUGUGCAGCCAGAAAGCCAUUGUUACUACACCAUUGCAGAGGGACAAGACACCUCUCAUUCAGAAGGAAAACUCAGCAUUUGUUACACCUAACCACAAGUCUGAGCUCUGCACAACACCACGUACUCCAACACCAUUCAAAAAUGCCAUGGAGAAGUAUGGCCCUCUGCAGCCCCUGCCUCAGACUCCAAACCUUGAAGAUGACAUCAACGAGGUCAUUCUAAAGGAUGCUGGAAUUGACUUGGUUGUACGUUCAACUCCCCCUGAGCAAAGACGAAAAACAAUGCAUCGUCCACCUAUGAAGAAAGUGCGGAAGUCAUUGGCCCUCGAUAUUGUGGACUGUCAGUUGCCUACACACAGACGCAAAUUCAUAAAAACUGUAGACAAACAUAACAUCAAGGAAGAACCUUCUACAAUUCAUCUCAACUCAUCAUCAUUUAGCAAUAAGCAGCACAACAGUAUUUUGGAUCAGGGUUUUCUUUUAGGCCCUAGUGACAGUGCUGUAUGUCACAGCACAGUUCCCCCAAUUCCAAUGUCAAAAGAAUGGAAGACGGUUGCUUGUGGACAAACUAAAGACCAGCUCAUAAUGACAGAAAAAGCCAGACGCUACCUUCGCUCACUGAAAUCCAAUGCCCUCAACCGGGCUCUAAUUCUCUCUUAAGACAUCUAAUAUUUACACCAAUGGGCUUACACACACACACAAUCUGAUGUUGCGGUUUCGCCUUUGUAAUUUUUGGAGAUAAUGUGUUAUUUCGGUGUUGUAUAGAUUAAAAACAAGGUAUUAGUAGUCAGAACCUUUACAGUGUGUGGCUCUACCAAUAUGGGAAUGAAUGGUGCUUUUAGAUGUCUUCUCUCUAGUCGCCUUAUGCAAAGAUUUAUGUAAUAUGAAAUGUCAUUACAUUGUCACUUCUGUGUUUAAAAAGAAUAAAUGUACAAUUGAAAAAUUACGUAUACUAUCGCGUAAAAGACACAAUUUUACAUUACAUUAUGUGUCUGUGAUUCAAGAUUGUAAUGCGUAUACAAGAACAUUUGGUUUAUUCACCUUUAACUAAUUGUAAAAUAAUGCUGUAACUGUUUUCAAUUUCAGAUACCAUAGUUCUUUCUGCCAAGUUCAUCUGUACUACCAUGAGGCAUAAGUAAUAAUGUUAAGUCAGCAUUGCUGUGUGACAACAAUGACACUGUAUCACAGUACAGAAUAGAACAACUCGGCAUUUUUUUAACAAUUUUGACAUUUGCUGAAAAUGUACAAAGCUGACCUGAUUCAUUGAAGAUUCUUUACAGUGGCUACUAGCAAAGAUGUUUGUAUUCAAUGUUUAAGAAGUUGAUUUGAAGCCUAUAGCAUUUUUAUAGCAAUGGUGUUGUUAUUUGGCACUGUGUAAAUAUUUGUUCUAAUUUUAGAAAUCUAAUAAAAUAUAUGUUCAGUACAAACUUUA